CCAACCACUGGAUGUACUGUUAAGAAAUGGACUGAAUGACAUGUGGAUUCCCCUUACCUCCGAUACUACCCUCCGGCAAUUACUCAAACCAGAGAUUUGCUUCCAAUUUCUCAGAGCGCAGGACCGUGUUUGCCUUCAUUCAAAAUGCUUUCGAUUAGGACCCCGAGAUUCCCAUGGACACUUCGCAACAAGACAUGAUGCCCCUUUCGAACGUCGCCGAUCAAUCGGGCGAGGACGUAUUGGCCGCGUGGAUGAGGUCUUAAGUCUGAGUGACAGAAGAGUGUACGCAAGGAAGACUAUUCGGAAAGCCAGUGAUUUUGGUGAUAAUCGCGGCCGGGAUGACAUUGAGUCUUUCCGUUGUGAGGUGCAGGUCUUACGUCGCAUCAAGCAUCAACACUGUGUUCAAAUGGUCGGCAGUUACACAAAUCCACGCAAUCUUGCAAUAAUCAUGUCACCUGUCGCAGACUCGAACCUCAAAGAUUUUCUCCAGCUUGCCGAGACCUCCUCUGAGCCCCGCUAUGCUCUUCGAAUUCGAGAAUGGUUUGGCUGUCUCGCUACAGCGAUUCAAUACCUCCACAUGCACCACAUACGCCACAGAGAUAUUAAGCCUGCAAACAUAUUGGUUCACGGGGCGAAUGUUCUGUUGGUGGAUUUCGAACUUGCCCUCGAUUGGAAAGACCUAGGGCAAUCCACUACGAAUACAAAUCGUGGACGGACGCCACUAUAUGCAGCUCCUGAGGUGAUGCAAGAACUGGAAAGCAAUUCAACAUCUGAUAUAUGGUCUCUGGGAUGCGUGUUCCUAGAAAUGGUCACUGUCCUCAAGGGCAAAUUUAUCACAGUUGCGAGAGUAUUUCAACUCUCGGACGAAAAGUGCCCUCUUCUCCAACAACCCCAAAGGUAUCGAUGA
Hyaloscypha bicolor E is the source of this 907-nucleotide messenger RNA. Its product is annotated as kinase-like protein. Lineage: Eukaryota; Fungi; Ascomycota; Leotiomycetes; Helotiales; Hyaloscyphaceae. Gene Ontology annotation, biological process: protein phosphorylation. The coding region runs from base 41 to 907 and encodes 288 amino acids. The transcript is spliced from 2 exons. The record is from RefSeq and is a predicted model, not a curated record. Gene Ontology annotation, molecular function: protein serine/threonine kinase activity; ATP binding. Gene Ontology annotation, cellular component: cytoplasm.